AUGGCAGAUAUCUCUGAACUCCCGUUUAUUGUGACUGAGCAUGUCAUUGACGGACAGCAUGUUCGGGAAUAUCCCAAUGCCACUGUGGAUCCGAAUUCCACUUUCAAGCUUGUCCUCAAGAGAUAUACGCCAGUCGACAACCUAAACCCGCAGCCUGGUGACGUGACUAUUAUUGGAGCACAUGGCUGCGGCUUCCCAAAAGAGGUAUAUGAGCCUCUAUGGGAAGACCUACUCAAUCGAAGUCGACAGGAUGGCUAUCGCAUUCGCUCUAUUUGGAUCGCCGAUGUCGCAAACCUCGGUGCCAGCGGUGUUGCAAAUGAGGAAUCUCUAGGCAAUGAUCCAUCAUGGUUUGAUCACAGCCGUGACCUUUUAUAUAUGAUAAACAAGUUCCGUGACGAGAUGCCACAGCCUAUUGUGGGUGUGGGACAUAGCAUGGGUGCAGGGCAACUAGUCCUACUGUCUCUCCUUCAUCCCCGUCUAUUCGCAUCUCUAAGCCUUGUGGAGCCCGUCAUAUCACCAGACAUUUUGACAGGCAAAGGCCCCUUGCUGACAGUCAUAUCACUCAAAAGACGACACGUCUGGAAAUCUAAAGCAGCAGCUAUUCAGGAGGCAAGAAAGACGCAUAAGGGAUGGGACAAGCGUGUCCUCGAUCGAUGGAUUCUCCACGCUUAUCGCGAACUUCCAUCACCCACUUCCACCCAUGAAAAUUGUACAGCCCAAGUCGACCAACCAGUAACUCUGGUCAGCUCAAAAUACCAAGAAGUACUACAGUACCUCCGUCCAAACCCAUCCAGCCACAGACCUGUCGGCGAAGAAGCUACCCCCGAUUCACCUCCCCACGACCAUCUCCUCUACCCAGAUGUCAUCGGACCCCCUCAGACAACCACAGAAUUUUACAGAUACGAGCCAAUCUUGGCAUGGAAGAUGCUCAAGCAUGUGCGUCCUCCUGUUCUAUAUGUUCUGGGGCAAAGUAGUCCCUUUGCCGCGCCUAGAACUCGCGAGAGGAUUCUCAAUAGGACGGGCGCCGGAAUUGGAGGGAGUGGUGGCGUAAAGGCUUUACAAGUUGAAGAGAAGAUUAUUCCGGGCUCUCACCAGCUACCACUGGAAAAGGCUUCGGAGACGGCUGCUGCUGUUGGUCCUUGGAUUAGCAGAUCGGUACGGCGUUGGAAGGAUGAUGAUGCGCGGAUUGCAAAGGGUUGGGCUUCUCAGCCGAUGAAUGAUCGAUUAAAGGGUAUGGCAGAUUGGAUUCCCAAGCUGGAGAAGAUAAUGUCUUCUGAGAGAGGAGAGUCGAGGCUUUGA
Messenger RNA from Penicillium longicatenatum, 1299 nucleotides. RefSeq lists its product as uncharacterized. The record is from RefSeq and is a predicted model, not a curated record. Bases 1 to 1299 code for a protein of 432 amino acids. NCBI's taxonomy places the organism in Eukaryota, Fungi, Ascomycota, Eurotiomycetes, Eurotiales, Aspergillaceae. The transcript has 4 exons.